AUGGUUCAUACCGAUUGGGAUCGUGUAUUAUCUGUGAAUGCAUCUUCCUUGACGGAUGAGGAAAUCGAAGAUCUUUUUCCUAUGAUAGUCCGCUGUGACGUAGAUGAAAUUUCUGAUAUACAUGGUUUGCGAACUCUGAUGAGAAUAUCGCAAGAAAUGUUGUCUUAUAAAGAUAAUCAAGUGGAGGCCUUACUUCUCGAAUGUGGUGAAUUGAAAGAGACAAUAGUUUCUUUACGUCCAGAGUCUGCUAAACGGAAAAUAAAAGCUCAUGAUACGUCUACAAUAAAACAAGAAAGUAAUGGUUUUACUAAAGAUGCAGAUUUACAGAAACAUACUUAUAAUUUGGAUACACAAGAGAAGAAUGAAAAAGUAAUGAUACUCGUGGAUGAAUUAGAAACCGUGGACAAGGAGAAUAAGAAUCUGAAAAGACAGUUAACAAUAUUGCAAGAGGAAAUGAUGGAUGCAACAGGAAAAAUAAAUGAAACGGUAGAGGAACUUUAUUCGACUCAAAUGAAAACUGUUGAAUAUAAAGACAAGACACUGAGAUUGGAACAAGAGAAUGCGGCUUUGGUCACUCAAAUUGAAGAGAUAACCACGCAACAAAUAGACCGAGAUAGAAUGUUGGAUGAAUUUGGGAUUGCUAUUGACGCCAGAAUAUUUGAAUGGAAGGGUAUACUAGAUAAGAAAGAUAUGGAAAUUGAACGUUUAAAAGAAAGCCUGUCGCAGUUUUUGGUACAAUCUUUUACAUCGAUUAAAGAAGAAAAUAAAUCGCAGAUUAACUAUUUGAAUGACGAAAUAACUCGACGGGACACAAUUAUAACUGAACUACAAUCUAAACUCUCUGAAGCAGUCUCCGAAAUAAACACGAGUGCUGCAUUUAUAGAAAAAUUAAAGGGAGAAAUACGGGAGUCUGUAAAAAGUGACAAAGGAAAAGGAGAGGCAAGUUUGUUGAAGAAGUUGCAAGAUGCAAAUGACAAAUUAUGUCGUAUGGAAAUUACAUUAUCUCAAGCACAGAAUGAUGCGAAAUCACAGAGUAGUAAACUGUGCAAUGUAUUAUCUACAUUAAAAAAAUAUGAAGAUGGAAAUGAAGCUUUAGCAAGAGCGUUAAAUGACAUUGAAGAUCUAAAACUUGAAAUGGAUAAUAAGAAUGAACAUGUCGAAGAUUUAGUUAAUGUCAUUAAUAAAUUGGAGAUGCUGAAUUCGUAUCAAGAAAUGGAAAUCUUAACCUUGAGAGAAAAAUUAGGGAUUCCAGAAGAUGAAUCAAUAUCUAUCAAGAAUAUUGUAGCAAAACGCAAAGAAAAAUCAAGAAAAAUGGAAGAAUUUAUUCAGCUAAAUAAAAGUCUUGUAGAGGAAAAUUUCGAAUUAAAAGCAGAUGUAAGAAUACUAAAAUAUAAAUUAAGCAAAUUUGAGGAAAAAUUAGAUAUUUCAGAUAAUUUCGACGAUUGCAACAAUGAAUUUUUACAUUCUACUAAAUUAAUGGAAUCUGAAAUUGUGCCUUUGCAAACCGAUGUAUCAAAACUUAACCAAAAUAUUCGAAUACUCGUAGAGGAAAAUGAAGCACUCAGAACAGGCAUGCAUGAAAUUAUGGACAGUAUACGCAGUCAAGAUGGUAAGAGUGAAGUGGAAAUACAAUCCGAUACAUUGGAACGAUUGUUGGAAGCUUUAGAUGUUAGGCAUUUAGCUGGUUGGUAUCAUCCAGCUAUGAGAUUACAAGAACAUCUUAAUGUUGUACAAGGUAGCAAUGCUGAAUUAAGAUCACAGAUUAAGAUACUCAGAAAAGAAUUGCAGAAAAAGGAUAAUCUAUUACAAGAUCUAGCAAUAAAUAAAAAUAAGAUAAUAGAUGUUGAAACAUUGUACAAGAAACGUAGUGAGGAAGACGAAAUAAUCACGAUGCAUCUUGCAGAAAGAAAAGUUUUAGAAGAUGCGUAUAAAAAUGAGGCAGAAGAGUGGGAAAAGCAUAAAGACCUUUUGAUUCAAGAAAAUAACGAAUUGAAAGAUGAAGUGGAUGAUGUUAAAAAGCAAUUGGAGAUUUAUCAGGAAAAUUGGCAGAUUAUACAGGAUGGAGAUGAUGAAAUUGAAAAAGCACUUGCAUUAAAAACGAGAGAAUAUGCUGAUGCGGCUAACAAAAUAAUUGUUACACGUAGAAAAAAUACUAGUCUGCAACAGUUGCUGAACAAGGAGACUGGUAGGUUGUACGAGUGUCAAAAAGACAUAAUUAAGAAAGAGAGCGAUUUUAAUAGAGCCCUUAUUGAAGCGAAGAAACAUAAUAAAAUAUUGCUGUCAGAAAUUUCACUUUUACGAAGUAAUUUACACAACUCGGUGAGUGUGGCAAUACACAACGAAUUGAAAGAGAAAUAUGAACAACUAAAUAUACGUCAUCGCGCUUUAUUAGAGGUUGCAAUGGUACUUCCUGAUUAUGAGCAAGUGUCAUUGCUAAAAGCUGAAAUGGAAGCAAUACGACGAGAGAAAUAUCAAUUGGUGGAAAAUUUGCAAAAAACCGAUGAUUGCGAUACGGAGAACAGUGAUAAUUUGCGAUUAAAAUUAAAAGAAGUAGAAGCCAUGAAAUUGAUUGAAAGUCAACGAGCCGAUCAGAUGAGCAGAUUACAUGGAAUAUUAGAAACGCAGUUGGCGAAGCGCGAGGAUAAUGUUAAACGAUUUUCUGCUUUAAAUUCUGAACAGCAAGAGAAAUUAAUUGAACUGCAUAAAACAUUAUUUGGAAAAAUUACGCAAUGGGAUAUUGUACAAGCAGAUGAUAACCGUGUACGAGAACUACAAAAUGAGAAGAUGCAACUUAUUACAGAGAAUGAAAGUUUGACACAAAUGCUAGAAAUUGCUCAAGAAGAAGCUCGUUCGCAAUAUUCGCUAAAUUCAUUACAAAUGCUGGAAUUGGACAAUCUUCGGCAUCAAAUAUUAGAUUUGCAAGCUGUAAGCGAAGAUAAGACCACCAUUUCCAGACUUGAUUUCGAACUUGCGAGUAAAAAAGUAUCAGAAAUGGAACUAACUGGACAAAAAACGCGAUUGCAGAACGAACUGUCUUUCACGCGACAGGAGCUUGAUGAUUCAAGAAGAAAAUAUGAGGAAAUGCGCAGUUACGUACAAGAGUAUAGGAAACAAUGUGACAAUCGUUGCAAGUAUUAUAUGGAUGUCAUCUAUUUUUUGCAAUGCCAAUAUGCAGGAUCAACCUCCAUAAGUGCUUUGGAAAAUGUAAUUGCGCUCGCUACGAAGUUGAAAAUAGAUGGCCAGAAUCUUGAUGCACAAGUGGAAAAAACAAAGAAGUCUCAGGAAGAUAUGAAAUCCGAACAGCAACUCUUAUCUGUACGCCUUGAAAUUGUCGAACGUCUAAAAGAUAUGUUGGAACAACAGAUUGGUGCUGGCAACGUGCAAAAUAUAAUGGAACAUUUUGCAGAAACUUCGCAGCAGACUCUAAAUGAUUUCAAAUACAAACGGAGAAUAUCUUACUUGGAACAUGAACUGCAAAUUGCUAGUAGAAAAUUCAAUGAUUACGAAUCAACAAUAACCAGCAUGGAACAGGAUAUGUUAAAUAUUCAGAGAGCUUGGCAUCAACCUCAAAGUAAUAUAUCAAGAAAUUUGGAAAGCAAAUCUGUUCAAGCAGCGACUGAGAUGCAAGAAGUCAGUGUUCAAACGGAUUCUUAUGAUUGUUGCUUGAAUAAAAAACUAAAAGACACAAUUAGAGAAAGUGAAGAAGUUUCCAAGGAUGGAAAAUCUGGUGAAUUAGGUGAAAUGGUAGAAAAAACAUUCCGAGAAGCAGGAAAUAAUACAGAAAAGAGUAGCAGCAAUUCGAUGAUUUAUAACGAGCAAUUAGAUGAAGCAUUGAAAUUGGCGUCGGAACGCUCCGCGAUACUUGUGAAAUAUGAGGCGCAAUUAAUGGAGUAUAAAGUAAAACUGGAUACUUUGAAUAAAGCAACCGAAGAAAAAGAUUCGCGGUAUGAAGCAAAAAUAGAAGCGCUGAAUAAAAUGAUGGAGGAAAAGAACUCGCACCUUACUGAAAAACAAAAUGUGUUUGACGAAUUAAUAAGUCAGUUUUGCGUUACAAAUACCGAUUGUACUGACAAGUUAGCUUUGAAAUCGACAAUAAAUAGUUUACAGAAAUUAAUUAGUCAAAAAGAGGGGACUAUCUUGAGAUAUCAAAAUCUGUUGAAGGAAGAUAGAGAGGAGCACAGUCGGAUAACGAGUCACCUUCAAGAUGAGAUCAAGAGUUUGCAUGAUCGCAUUUUAGCUAUGCAAGGUGAAAUAAGAAAAGAAAAUGAAGGACAAGUCGUAAUCAUGAAAAAUAAUUUUGAAAAGGCAUCAGCCUUCAACGUCGACGAGAGUACGUCAAGGGCACCGAUAAGCAAUGCCGCGCAAGAAGACAUCGCGAGACUACGUGAGAAGGUGUCUACGCUCGAAGCAGAAUUAAAUACCAGCAGGGAACUGAGUGGACGUUGGCAACGAUUAGCAGAAGAAAGAUUAAAGCAUAUAGAUCAUACGAGAGAAAGACUAGGACAGCAACAUAAAAAUGAACUCGACAGUUAUCGCGAUGAAUUAAAUAAAUGGCAAUCCGAGGCUGAUGUGCUCAGACAACAACUGUCUGACAAUCGUGUGUUACUUGCAAAAGGAAAUAUUUCUCUAAUGAAGGAGUUGCAAGAAAAAGAUGAUAAAAUACAGGAAUUAAAUCUUGCUUGUCAACAAUUGCAGAAUGGAAUUGAAUUAAUGAAAUCUGUAGAUCGAACUGAUACUAGCCCAAACGAAAUAGCACAAUGUAGUUAUCUUCAUCAAACGCAACAACACGGUCAAGUAGAUCUUUUACGUCGGCAACUUCAAUCUUUAAUGCAAAAAGAGAAAAUGUAUAAAUAUGAAAUAACUGACUUGAAGCAACGACUUAGUCGCAGAUACAUGGCGACAAAAACUCAGGAGAGAAAAACGUUGCAACGUGAAGGACAACUAGAGCGUAAAGUGAUAUCUUUAGAAGAAGAAUUGCAUAAAACGAAGAUUCAAUUGGAUGAAAAAUAUUUAGCGCAGGAAGCUAAAAAGGCUAAGACUGCGGAAGAACUUUCAUUGUGGGAGAAACAAAAAAAGUGGCAACAGACAGCAGAAAAAUUGAAGGAAAACCUGAAAGAAAAAACUAAUGAAUAUGAAAAAUUACGUAGGAGCUAUGAGAAGCUUCGAUCUGUCGUUUCAUGUAUAGAACGGGAAAAAUGGUACUUGAGAAGCAAACUCAAACUUGAAAACGAUACUGUAUUCAUAGGAAAUUUAUCAUCAAGACCUAUUUCAAACGAUCAUAGGCAUAAUGCAAUGGAAGAACUCGAGAAAGAAUGCCGGAUACUGAGAGAACGCGUUAAAGAACUGACUGAUCGCUUAGAAAAAGAAAGUAACGAACAUUUGAUGUUAGAAAUAGCCGAAUUAAAACGACAUAAUACGAUUUUGGAGACAGUUUCUCAGGAUAAUACAAGCAUAAUUAAUCAGCUUGAGAAAUUGGAAAUGACCAAAGAUGCUCUCGAAAAAACGAAUCUCAAGUUAGAAAGUGAGAACUUUGAGUUACGACUCGAGUUGGAGAAACUAAAUUCCGAUACUCCAGGAUUGCGAGAAAAAGUUGAACAUAUGGAGAAGUAUAUUAAAUUAUUAAAGGCUGAAACAUCUUCAAAUUCUACUCCCAGAACGUCAGAUAAGGAAUUGAACAUGAAAAAAUCGACUUUUGAGAUGGAGAAAACAAUAUUCACUUUGAAACGAAUUAUCGAAAAACUUCAAGCAGAAAAUAAAAGGCUGAAAUUUAAUUCUAAGAGGAAUCACUUUAUAAUCAAUCAAGGAAAAGCAAAUAUCGUCGAAGAAGACAUUUCGCUUCAAAGACAAUACGAGGAGUCUCAGAAACGCGUGAUAAGUUUAGAAUCGGACUUAUGUCUAGCUGAACACAGAUUAGCCAUGUUACAGAAAGCGGAGAAAGAAGAUGACAAUGGGGACUUGCAAGUUUUGAAGCAACAGUUAAUUCAUAAAUCCAAACUUUUAGAAAAAGUAAAACAGUUGUUGACACGAGCAGUUACCAAUGAAAAAGCAUUGCGGCAACGCGUACAACAAUUGGAGUUGAAGCAAACCAUGUCAACGAUUCCGGAAUGUUACGUGACACCACCUACACCAGAAUAAUACUCUUGGGGAUAUUUACGAAUUUGUAAUUAAAAAUAUAUUUGUCGACUUUUGUCGAGAUAAACAUA
Molecule: messenger RNA, 6203 nt
Organism: Ooceraea biroi (clonal raider ant)
Lineage: Eukaryota; Metazoa; Arthropoda; Insecta; Hymenoptera; Formicidae
Gene: Cep290
Product: Centrosomal protein 290kDa
Biological process (GO): ciliary transition zone assembly; non-motile cilium assembly
Cellular component (GO): ciliary transition zone; centriolar satellite
Source: RefSeq, a predicted model, not a curated record